AGGGCCUUGCGAGUAACUCGGCCGCACAGCCCUGAGAGCCUACCCUGUUGGGUGGGACGGUACGGUCUGUGUCACAGGAGUCCUUGACACCGCACCACGUAACAAUGCGACCAAUGCGCAGGGGAGCCCCUGCCUAGCUAGGGCCCUCCACUCCCACCAGAAGGGCCCUGGGAGGCUGCAGUGGUUGGGAUGUCGCACUUGUGCGAGUGUCCUCUGCGGCUGGAGAAGAGCUUCGUCUUGGACGGCGUGGCGGUGAGCACCAAGGCCCGCGCCUAUGAGCUCCUGAGGCCCAAGCUCUGGUCGGCGAUUCCGCCCUACAACGCCCAGCAGGACCACCACGCCCGCGGGUACUUCCAGAGCCGCGUGGUUCCGCCCAUUCUGCGGAAAACCCAACAGGAUCACGGUGGCACAGGAAGAGACGGCUGGAUAGUGGAUUAUUUCCACAUUUUUGGGGAAGGACAGAGAUACCUGAACAGGAGAAACUGGGCAGGGGCAGGGCAUUCCCUCCAGCAGGUGACCGGGCAUGAUCACUACAAUGCUGAACUGAAAACAAUCAAGGGGUUCAAUGGUCGAUUUGGCUAUCGCCGGAACACCCCAGCCCUCCGCCAGCGCCCGUCUGUCUUUGGAGAGGUCACCCAAUUCCCUCUCUUCUAAAAGCAUCUCUUCCCUUCCCACCCCUUGACCUGAAUAGAAGACAGAUGUUUAGAUGAAUUCUUAAUGCUAUUUUUAUAUAAACAAUGAUGUUAUUUGUGUUUCCAA
This is a messenger RNA of Leptonychotes weddellii (Weddell seal), 759 nucleotides long. It is a transcript of the gene SPMAP1, whose product is annotated as sperm microtubule associated protein 1. The record is from RefSeq and is a predicted model, not a curated record. NCBI's taxonomy places the organism in Eukaryota, Metazoa, Chordata, Mammalia, Carnivora, Phocidae.